UGUGCACUUUACUUCAGUUUCGCUUCAGUGUACACACUGAAAUACUACACGCUUUUAACACUUUGUUUUCACCCGUAGCAUAUCAUUCUAAGUCGCACUGAGAAGAAACCCGCAAUCGAUUUAUCAUUUUCUUGCUAAAUAUAACAACUGGGAACACGGCAUUGUUCUCUUAUUACAACGCAAACCUGGCGAUACCUAUUCUCAGCCUGUCUUUUACACGUCGCAGUUCCGGGUCUCUCUGCAGGUUGGGAUAGUGACUAUGGAAGUAUGAGCGACGCGCUGGAGUUGAAGCCUAUUCAAGUUGUCUGUGGUGACAACAACCUCUCGAACGACCAAACGAUUGAGAAAUGUUCACAGGUGAUUCCAGGUGCUUGCUCCCCUCUGCUAUCACCAACACAGGUCACUGAGAACAAUAACAAACAGCACCUCCAUGUGGACAUCGAUACUGACUCUCCAAGUCAACCCAAGUUGCAGAGGGAGCUUCAGAAGGUCAAGAGAGAACUGAAUGAGGUGGUGGUGUGGAAACUCAAACUAUGGAUGUUGAUACUUAUCAUCUUUAUUGCCAUUGCUCUGGUUAUUGGAAUCUCAAUCAUUGUGUGUGCAGUUGGUCAUGAUGAUGAGGAUGAAAAAUAUGACAAAUCAUCAUUUGUGGUGGCGCGCUACUUCAGAGGGAAUUUCACUGUGGACGCUAAAAGUUUUACUUCAGACACUCCGGACGAAGGGACUAUGAUAGAACUGAAAAAGCAGCUGACAGGAGUCUACAAUUCUUCUCCUGCAUUGGAGCGGUACUUCUCCAGUGUCACCAUUAUCAAUCUCAAGAACACCACAGUUCAGUUUAAGCUAGAGUUCAUGAUGCCCUUAGAACAUGAGGAGUUGAUACGCUACAUUUUGAGUCUAAAGAUGGUUAAAAAUGUUCUGCUUCAACACUUGUAUGAUCGAGACGCUGGAGACCCUUUCUAUAUCAUACCAACAUCACUCCACAUGGAAGAUGGGUAGAUGAGGAAAAUUGAGAUGGAUUAUUGGAAUUCAACCACUGGUACUUUCAGAAAAUAACAUGUUUUUUACUGCCUUUUGCACUCUUUAGCAGAUGUAAUAGUAAUAAUAGUUUUUGUAUUAUUAUUAUUAUUAUUAUUAUUAUUAUUAUUAUUAUCAUCAUCAUCAUCUCAUCAUCAUCAUCAUCAAAAUUUAAUAAUAAUAAAAAUAAUGAUGAUAAUAAUACAUAAUAUUAUUCACCAGUAAUAAAUAACUGUCUUGGGUUCAUUUCAAUAUCAGCAUUCAUAUAUUUUACACACAAAAAUGACUUUUUAGAUAUUCAGAGUAAAAUAUUGUUUUGUUAUUGUUAAUACGAUAUUUUAAAAUGGAUGUAUCCUAACAAGAAACAGAAUAUGAAAGUUCCCAGCCUGUUCAGUUAUGAUGUUAACUUACAUGUUGCUCCAGGAUGAAUUACUAUUAUAAUUCUGUGUACUGUACAUUUAUUAAUUGAAUAUUGGACAGCGUUUUUAAAUGCUGUGGGACAGUUCAUUGUAUAUGAGUUGUUGUGUUUUUUUUUUUUUAAAUGCUUCUUUUAAAUAAAAUUUGUGCUCUCAAAAGUUCUAUAAUGAAACUAUUCUACUGUAUUUCUACAUAUUAAAAAACAAACAAAAAAAGCAAUUAUCGGUACUUUAAUGUAGAUGCUUAAGGUCAAAUGUGUAUUUUAUAGGUCACCAGCUCAGCUGUUUUUGUACUUUUUUUUUUUCAUUUCUUAAUUUAAAAAAAAAAAUGUAAUGCUGUGUGUAAUUCUAGACUAUAUAAUUAGUAGUCAAACAUGAAAAAUGCAUUUAUACUGUACAUAUACUAAUGAAACUUGUCAUAAUACAUAUGUCCUUAUUUGGCUUUUGUUAUUA
This is a messenger RNA of Puntigrus tetrazona (Sumatra barb), 1883 nucleotides long. Its product is annotated as TPA-induced transmembrane protein. The transcript is spliced from 8 exons. The record is from RefSeq and is a predicted model, not a curated record. Lineage: Eukaryota; Metazoa; Chordata; Actinopteri; Cypriniformes; Cyprinidae. Bases 268 to 996 code for a protein of 242 amino acids.